Molecule: messenger RNA, 1941 nt
Organism: Torulaspora delbrueckii
Lineage: Eukaryota; Fungi; Ascomycota; Saccharomycetes; Saccharomycetales; Saccharomycetaceae
Gene: RAD24
Product: Rad24p
Exons: 1
Coding region: 1-1941 (646 amino acids)
Biological process (GO): DNA damage checkpoint signaling; DNA repair; mitotic DNA replication checkpoint signaling
Molecular function (GO): chromatin binding
Source: RefSeq, a predicted model, not a curated record
AUGGGCUCUCGAAAUUUAGGCAAAAAUCCUGGGUUGAAGCGCAGUGUUUCGUCUCUUACUUCGCGGAUUAAUACUUGGAGCUCAUCGAAACCAUCAUCUCCCGUUAGAAAGAAGGCUAAAAGUGCAAAACCAGAUGUGAAAAACCUUGAAACUGCAAUCGCAUCCGAUUUGGAACGUGAGGAAGUUUUUUCGACACCGUGGUACCAGCUCUAUGGUCCAAGAACAGUUAUUGAGGUUUGUCUUCACAAGAAGAAGGUCACAGAAGUUAGCGAGGCUUUGCAAAAAUUGUUGCAAGGUGAAAGUGAUACACGUAUCUUGUUGCUAACGGGUCCUAGUGGUUGUUGUAAGAGUACAAUCGUCAGGCAGUUGGCAAAUGAGUUGAUACCAAAAUACCGAACAACCGGAUCGAAUUCCUUAUCUGUGAAACACCACGGUGAUUGUAAUGUUAUAGAGUUUGAAAAUGAUGCAAAUGCAAAUGGAAUCUCAUACAUGACUGAAUUCCAAGAAUUUUUAACUCAGGCAAAAUAUCGAAGCGGUCCCAAUCUUUCUUUAAUAUUGGUGGAAGAUCUCCCGAAUAUAUUCCAUCCUGGUACGCGGAAAGCGUUUCAGGAUCAGCUGUUGCAAUGGCUCUAUAUGUCUAGUGAUGCUCUGCCGCCACUGGUGAUAUGUUUGACCGAGUGUGAAAUUGAUCACGAGGAUAAUAAGCCCAAUGCAUUUGGAGUCGACUAUAGUUUGACGGCUGAAUCUAUUCUUGGUAAAGAGAUUCUUUCACAUUCACGACUGAAGAGAAUAAAGUUCAAUCCUAUAAAUACAACACUGAUGAAGAAGACUUUGAUGAAUCUAUGCAUCAAGAACAAGGCGACGUUGAUGUCGACAAAUAAGUGGUCGGAGAAGGAAAGAGUAAUCAAUGAAGUGGCGCGAUCUACAGGAGAUAUCAGAUCUGGAAUUAUGAUUUUACAAUUUUGGGCCACUUCCUCCAUGGAUACUCCGCUACCGGUAAGAGAAAGUUUCGUUUCGUACUUUCACGCGAUGGGCAAGGUUUUACACGGCUCAAAAGAUUUCGAGGAUGAUAAUGAAAUGAUCAACACUUUGAUAACCAAUUCAAAGGGCCACUUGUCCCAUGAGAAUUUUUCCCUUGGCAUUCUCGAAAACUAUUCUUCAUUCAACAAAGGAAGAUUCACAGUCAAAGACGCAUGGGAAGUUACAAACUCCUUGAGUGAGAGUGAUGUUAUGAGAACAGUACCAGAAUCUUUAGAGUAUUGCAUGCGUAAAGUACGAUACACAAUGGGCAAAGCUCGUUAUGAAGAGCGUACUCAUGGCAAGGCCAGUUUUCCACGAGAAUGGAAAAUUGCGUUGGCUCAAAACGAGUUCAAGAUUAAGUGCGAAGACUACGUUAACGUUUCCAUGUACAAAUAUGUGGAACCGCGUCAAUUUAGAGAUAUUUCAUUACAAUAUGCCUUUUAUGAUCCGCUGAUAAAGAAGGCCAGGUAUUACAAGCAAAAAUCGCUACUUGAAUACAUUGCUCAGGUCAAUGGGGCUCCAAAUCAAACAUUGCGCGGCAUUCAGGUUGAUCCUAGGAUAGAUGUACUUGGUCGUAUUGGGGGUGAAAUCAGCUUGGUAAACAACCAAGAUAAUGAAAUUUUUGAAGAUGAUCACAGGUCGAUCGCCAGGCAAUCAAUUGAAAAUCUGAAAAAAUCUAGAGAUGUCAAAUUACAAGAAUUGAUAGAACUGCAUGAAUUACGUAUGGGAGAAGACGUGGAAUUAGAAAGCGAAGAAAUCGAUGACGAUCCGAUCAUUGAUAGCGAUGAAAACGCUUCGACGAGCAAUAUACUCGAGGAUGACGAUUCGAUAUUCGAAAUUCUCUCUCAGAAACUCCCAAAGAUUAAUGUUAAUACAUCUAUUAAUGAGUCUUUAUCUGACUCCGAUUUGGAACAUCUAUAA